GAUUGGUAUGGUAGUGGACGUUAAGGGUCGGGUGGCGUUGUAAUGGCAAAAAGUUUGCGAAAGGGUCGGGAUUGGAGAUAGACAAGAUGGACCAACAGUAUUGCCUACGGUGGAACAAUCAUCCAGCCAACCUCACAGACGUUCUCAGCUCCUUGCUUGCCAGAGAGGCACUCUGCGACGUUACCCUGGCGUGUGUUGGAGAGACUUUCAAGGCACACCAGACGAUACUCUCUGCAUGCAGUCCAUAUUUCGAGAGCAUUUUCCUCCAGAAUACCCAUCCCCAUCCAAUUAUAUUCCUGAAGGAUGUCAAUGAAACGGAAAUGAAGGCAUUGCUGCACUUUAUGUAUAAGGGAGAAGUUAACGUUAGUCAGCAUCUGCUACCGAUGUUCCUUAAAACAGCUGAGGCAUUACAGAUUAGAGGCCUCACUGAUAAUAGUGUAAAUAACAAGGCAGAAGAGAAAAGUCCAUCGCCAGAACCAGAAACGCAAACUGGUGUUAGGCAUACUGAAUCGCCUAACCUUCAGUCUCUUCCUGAAAAGAGGAAACGAAAGCCUUCGGGCAGCUAUGAUGUUUCCCUUAGUGGCCCACCCAGUGAACGGUUCAUGUCAGAUUCUCAGGCAUCAUCACAAUGUAGUUACAAAUCAAGCCCUCCCGUGAUUCCAAAGUUAAAUAAUGCCAUGGGAGGUGAUAUGGAAGAUGGUGGUCGACCUAUGUCUCCUGCUUCACAGCCACAACCUUCGAUCAAGCAAGAAUUAGAUCAUCAUUUAUCAGAUUUCCAUGACAACAUUUCCCUCCCAACUAAUUUGGAGUGGGAUGUUCAGAGAGAUGGGAAGAGUGACGAAACUAUGGAUGUACAGAACAUGACCCAAAAUCAACAAGAUCCUGCUGUGAUACAAGUUUCUUGCGAAAGCACUAUCAUGGCUGGAGGUUCUAUGUCUAUCAAUAUGUCAGGGACCACAUCUGAAUGUUAUGAUAAUUCUUAUAAAUCUUCGCAAAAUCAACCUAUAUCUUUGAAAUCUAAUUUACACAAAAGCAAAAAUGCAGAAUUCAAUUCCUUAUUUGCCUCACUGUCUGAAAAUAAUGUAAAUGUUAGAAAGCUUCACCAUAACAAUGAUAUACAUGGGGCAAUUAUUGUAAAUCCGCAGCAAAACAUGUCUGUUAUUCAAUCAACUUUAUGCAACAUUUCACAGCGUUCUGUUUCUCAGAGUAGAAAGACUGGUAGAUUCAAAGUUGGGUGGUUAGAUAUGUAUUCUUGGCUUCAGUAUGACGAAAGAUCAAAUCUUAUGUUUUGUAAAUAUUGUAGGAAGUGGAGUGAUUCUAUUCCUGAAAUACGUACUUCAUUUGCUGCUGGGAAUGGUAAUUUUAGACUCGAAAUUGUGAAUCAUCAUGAUAAAUGCAAGGCUCACAAUUUGUGUGGUCAUCCAGUUGGACUGCUAGGAGAAGAAGGAGGAGCAACAACAGGCACGCUAAACGAUGGCGUGUCAGGAAUUGAAUCGUCUGAACACCAUAAUCCCCCAGAAAUGCUCGACGGACUCGAUGAUACGACACUUUUAACCCCUCAGGGCACUGAGUGCGCGCCGAUUACGUACAUUGAGAAAGUUAAUCUGUCGGACUUUUUCGAAAAGCUGCCGUACACGUAUACUAGCAAAUGCAAACUAUGCGGUCGGGUCGUGUCGAAUCUAAAGAAUCAUUACUUGACGCACAAUCCAGGCAAUUACGUGUGCCCGCUCUGCGGCUGUCGUAGGACCCGGCUGGAUAACUUGAAGGGUCACAUUAAACAGAAACACCCCGAGAUACAGAUACUGCAGAAGUCCAGCGGCACCGUGCAGACUUGAACACCGUGCCGGAGUCUUGCCAUUCUCCCCUCUGUACGCGGGGUGUUGUCGAGCGUUCGAGCAUUUACGAUGUCAGGUCUGAUUCGUUGAGAUCACCAGUUCGCUAUUACCCGAAUUCGAUAUCUAUACCCGACACUCUCGCGAGGAACCACAUCCUCCAUAUCCGUUACAGUAGAACGUCGAUUAUCCGGGCACGAUGAUUUUCUAACCGCAUACGGAUUACACGCAGGUGCAUCAGCCUGAUCACGAUCACACUCGCCGACUACUGUGUCACCUGUAUCACUGUACAGUAAACGCAAACGAAAUAUAAUUUAUACUAAAACCAGUUGUGCUGAAUAACUUCAUUUCCAAUACUCUUUGUCUGGAAAUUCUGCCAAUCGGACACGGAUAACCAACCUUCUACUGUAGCACGAACGAAACAUAUCCCUACCGUCGAAUUUCCCUAUCUUCUAUCGUUCUUUCUACCAGACUCUCCAUUUCCGUUUCCGAGAAUCUUCUUGCUCGUAGACAUGCCCCGAGCACUUGCAAUAUUCACCGUAUCGCGUGAUACCACGGAAAGUGCAUUUAAUUUUUCAGUCAUCUCAGCGAGCCCCGUUGCCGUUCUAAAUCCUCGAACGCUCGUUGUUCCCACUUAGCACCCGUUUCCCGCGAGUGGCGCCUCGCGCGGUCUAAGGUCGUUCCGUCUUUCCGGUUCCUCCGUGUCUCGUCGGUCAACGUCAAGAACCGUUCCGCCGACCCGUUCUUUCGUUCGAUAGGCUCUUAACCCCUCGACAACGGCGUUGCGCGCCGGGCGUUCCCGCUCGGAAACGGUGAUAUGCUAGUCACGCAAGAUGGUAGAAAGUAUACGAGACUUUAACGACGGGACGGGACGAGAGGAAACGCGGCGUAUCGGCUCGUAAUUCUGUACUUAUCAAGCCGGACGGAUCGCGCUGCGAAAUUCGCACAGACCCACCCCGCGUAUCGCUCGCAACC
Molecule: messenger RNA, 2807 nt
Organism: Eufriesea mexicana
Lineage: Eukaryota; Metazoa; Arthropoda; Insecta; Hymenoptera; Apidae
Product: transcriptional regulator Kaiso
Exons: 6
Coding region: 87-1835 (582 amino acids)
Biological process (GO): regulation of transcription by RNA polymerase II
Cellular component (GO): nucleus
Molecular function (GO): protein binding
Source: RefSeq, a predicted model, not a curated record